UUUUUUAUCACGAGAAUGGCAAUUUAUUGCUUCCAACUACCCCUUACGAUAGUAAGAAGAGAACCGAUUGUUCCAUCCCCAGCCGAUAGUUUGACAGCCCUGCCACUGAGAGAGCAUAAUGACGUGGUGAACUUUACCGCACAGGAACGCACUGAACCGGGGUCCAAACUCUGCGAGUCCUGGAACAUUGGCAAGCAGGCUCUGAAAAUAGCAAUCUCCACAUCGACACAGUCAAAAAUCUCGCAAGAACAAGAGCAGAACCCUACAACGGGAGGAAGAAGAAGAGGGCGACAACGACGACGGGCGGUGCAGAAUAUGAAUUAGAGAAUAAUUAGCGAUUGGAGCGCGUUAGCC
Messenger RNA from Drosophila suzukii, 354 nucleotides. Lineage: Eukaryota; Metazoa; Arthropoda; Insecta; Diptera; Drosophilidae. The record is from RefSeq and is a predicted model, not a curated record.